Molecule: messenger RNA, 781 nt
Organism: Camelina sativa (false flax)
Lineage: Eukaryota; Viridiplantae; Streptophyta; Magnoliopsida; Brassicales; Brassicaceae
Source: RefSeq, a predicted model, not a curated record
UCAAGAUAAGAAUCUGCUUCCUGAGAUAUGGGCCAUGGGAGUAAGAAAUCCAUGGCGAUGCAGUUUUGAUUCAGAGAGGCCAUCUUAUUUUCUUUGUGCAGAUGUUGGCGAGGACAAAUAUGAAGAAGUUGAUAUGAUCACUAAGGGAGGAAACUAUGGUUGGCAUUACUACGAGGGAACUUUGCCGUUUAAUCCCUCGACUUCUUCUAAAAUAAGCAACUCAACAGCAAAGAUUGCAAAUCCGAUCUUCCCUGUAAUGUGGUACAAUCAUUCAGAAGGAUCAGCAUCAGUAACUGGUGGAUACUUUUAUCGUUCCUCCACUGAUCCAUGCUUGUAUGGAACGUAUCUCUUUGCAGACUUAUACGCCGGAGUCAUUUAUGGAGGGACUGAAACUCCAGUUGGUAGUGGAAACUUCACGAGCUCUCAUAUUCCGCUACAAUGCGCUUCGGAUUCGCCAAUCCCUUGCUCAUCUGAAACAGAGUCCUCUGCUACUUCACCCCCACUACUUGGCUUUGUGUUCUCCUUUGGACAAGACAAUAAUAAAGACGUCUACUUACUUGCAAGCACUGGUAUAUACAGAAUCGUUCGCCCGAGCCGCUGCAAUUUACAUUGCUCUCUUGAAAACACAACGUCUUUACCUCCUUCACAACAGCCUGAUCGUUCUCCACCGUCUCCCUCAUCGUCUAAAAGACUACUUAACAACAUCUGUACUCUUGUUAUAAAUUUCCUAGCUAAUUGGUAUUUUAUUUUGGUUGUAAUGUAGAGAAAAUACAUUUAUUAA